UCAGCACGGAUUGGUUUGUCACGGACCAACCAAAUUACUAACCCGGAUAAAUGCAAAGAAGUCCACAUUUUUGGUUUGAUUUCCACCGUGUGUCCCGGACUUUUCGUGGCCUCAGAAUAGCUUCUCCUUGUUUCUGUGAAGGCGGAGGAAACAUGAGCUCUCUGCCUGGCUAGUAUAGAAGCUAAAACGUAAGGUCAGAAAAUAAAAAAUUAAAGGCAUGGAGCAGUACACCACUGCCACCACUACCACAGGAGAACAGAUCGUUGUGCAGACUGCCAAUGGACAGAUCCAACAGCAGACACAAGGCACAGUGACUGCUGUGCAGCUGCAAACGGAGGCGCCCGGCCAGCAGGUGCAGACACUCCAGGUAGUCCAGGGACAGCCCCUGAUGGUACAGGUGAGCGGUGGGCAGCUCAUCACAUCCUCAGGGCAGCCCAUCAUGGUGCAGGCCAUGUCGGGGGGUCAGGGUCAGACCAUAAUGCAGGUUCCUGUGUCUGGAGCUCAAGGACUACAGCAGAUCCAGCUGGUGCAGCCGGGUCAGAUCCAGCUGCAAGGAGGGCAGACUCUCCAGCUCCAGGGUCAGCAGGGUCAGCCUCAGCAAAUCAUCAUCCAGCAGCCUCAGACCGCCAUCACUGCUGGACAGAACCAGGGACAGCAGAUCAGCGUUCAGGGCCAACAGGUCGCUCAGACGGCAGAUGGACAAACUAUCGUCUACCAGCCUGUGAACGCAGAUGGCUCUGUCCUGCAACAGGGAAUGAUCACGAUUCCUGCUGCCAGCUUGGCAGGUGCUCAGAUCGUACAGGCAGGGAACGCCAGCACCAACACCAGCAGCAGCGGCCAAGGCACUGUGACCGUCACCCUGCCUGUCUCCGGCAACAUGGUCAAUGCAGGUGGAAUGGUCAUGGUAAGACCCUGUGCUGAGAUGGUGCCUGGAGGAGGCGGAGUUCCAACAAUGCAGCGUAUCCCCCUGCCAGGGGCCGAAAUGCUCGAGGAGGAGCCCCUGUACGUCAACGCUAAACAGUACCACCGCAUCCUGAAGAGGAGACAGGCCCGAGCCAAGCUGGAGGCUGAAGGCAAGAUUCCUAAAGAAAGGAGGAAAUACCUACACGAGUCUCGCCACCGUCAUGCGAUGCAGCGUAAGAGAGGGGACGGAGGUCGAUUUUUUUCUCCUAAAGAAAAGGAAGAAAUUUUGGCCCUAGCACAAGUAAGGCGCUGAGCUGGAACAAGGAUUUCAAGUCUCCAACAGCAGGAAGUUGGCCAGACGGCGUCGGAGGAAACAGUGACUCAGAUGAUCCGAGUCUCGUAGCACUGUCGGCAACACUGUGACUUUAAUCGGAACUCUGCCCUGACUGAGACUCUUCAUGCCAGCUAACCGUCUGACAAACUCAUCUAUAGUCCUGUCUGCCUCCAUAGACCCAACAGUUAUUUUACUGUUUUUUUUCCUCUCGUUGGUCUUUCAGAGAGCUGGCUGAGUCAUCACAGAGCCAGUGGACUCCUCUGGUCUUCUUCAUUUAGAGGGGCAACGUUAUCGUGCUAUACUUACCUGGUUGAAUAGAAAGAAACCCCAGCAAUGUUUACUUUUUUUUUUGUUUGGACUAAAAAGAAACGUGGAUUUAUUGGCAACCAGUCACACAGAGGGAAUGAUGCUCCUGAAGCCAUCCUCUGGUAAAAAUGUGAAUGGUACCAAUUUUCUAAAAACAUUUGAUGGUUUACACUUCGCUGUUGUUCUGUGUGAUUUAAAGGAUUCCCUUCAUAUGAAAAUGUAAUUAUUUAAAACYGAAUACGUUGUGUAUUUCCCUGAAUCCCAGCCUUCAUCCACUGAGCAAAAACUGAGUUAUUUGAAAAUGUUGAAGUGGAUACGUACCAGCUCUGUGAAUGCAUUUUAUACAGUUUAUAGUUGGACAAAGUGUUUUUUUUGCCUAAAAAAUAUAAAAAAGGCAUUGCAUCAAAUUAGACACUAUAUUCAUGAACAGUAGAUGAUUUUUCAUCAAGUCAUCUAGGUGUUUUUUUCCUACCUUGUAGUUAAUUAAAUAGGGUUUUUUAAAAUCCAUCAGAUGCAGUUAAUGUUAUUUUUAUAAUGUUAAGUGGGUUGAAAUUGUUUUCAUGAAACGUUAAUAAAUUUUUAGUAAGUUACACAAAGUUAGUUGUGGCUUUACUUAAAGUAAAGACUAUCGUGUGAUUUCCUUGUUAAACUUAACAGUUUUUAUUAAAGUGUUUAAGAAAGGAA
Molecule: messenger RNA, 2227 nt
Organism: Austrofundulus limnaeus
Lineage: Eukaryota; Metazoa; Chordata; Actinopteri; Cyprinodontiformes; Rivulidae
Gene: nfyal
Product: nuclear transcription factor Y, alpha, like
Exons: 10
Coding region: 218-1216 (332 amino acids)
Biological process (GO): regulation of DNA-templated transcription
Cellular component (GO): CCAAT-binding factor complex
Molecular function (GO): DNA binding; DNA-binding transcription factor activity
Source: RefSeq, a predicted model, not a curated record